UCCGGGGCCGCUCGGGUUUCCCGCGCGGAGCGGGGGAGCGGGGAAGAGUUUGAGCGGCGGCCCGUUGGCUGAGGGCACUUCCGGACGGCGCAGCUCCGUGGUGGCAGUGGGACCCCCCAGGCAUCCCUCAGCAGUUUAACACCUUCACCGUCCUUUGGGAAGCAAGAGCUUGGAGUGCCAUCUCUGAGUUUAGACCUCCAACCUCAGCAUCCUGAUCUGGUGCCACCUUCGGGAGGAUGAAUCAGGACAGUGACUCAAGUGAUCAGCCCAUGGGCCAGGACCCACUCCUAUUGCUGAAAACCCUUCAGCUUCUCUGGACAAAGCAAGAGCUGAGGAAGCAGCUCAAGGAAGAAAUCAGGCGGGGCUUUGCCGGACUGGAGGACCCUUUGGCAGGACUCCUGGCCAUGCUGGAGAACAGCAGUGAUUGGAAGGGGAAAGGGCAUUCCCUGGGGUAUUACAUCACCACAGAGCUGCAGCUUUGGAUAGAAGAGCAUCCUGCUGUUCCACAGUCUGGCAUUGAGCUGAAGAAGCUGCGCCGUGUGCUCAGAAUCCUCUCCCAGUGCCCAGCUAAUCUGCUUGACCCCCUGAUCAGCAUUUACCAGCUCCACACAGCAGACCGGAACUAUUUGCUUGAACAUGUCAGUCAUCUUUAUCUCAAGGGCGAUUACAAAGAGGCAGCCAUACUGAGUAUUAAGCUGAAAUUACAGCCAGAUCAAGAUGUGGAGAAGAUGUGCAUCCCACUGCUGCUCCAGGAUAAAGCCAAUGUGGUGGAAGAUUAUGUGGGAGAAUAUCCUGAGCUCCAGAGCAAGCUCCUGCAGAUCCUGGACUCGUGGUUGUGAACCUGGUGUCACAUCAGAGACAUCACAAGACCAUAUCAAGGCCUGUCCAGAUACAAACCAGAAAAAAUUAACCACAGAACACUCAGCAAGCUGGUCUUCAGGCUCCUGGACCGAUUCCAUGUAGAUCCAGCCCUCUGCCCUAAUGUCGUAAAUCAGCGGCACUUGAGAACCCUGAACUACCUCUUUUACAAGAGAUUUGUUGAGAAAACUAUGACUGAGGAGAACUGGGCAGAUCACGUUCAGAGCACAGCUGGGGACAGUCGCUGUCUCCAAGGGCACCUGGUGCGGCUGCUGCUCCGGCACUGCCCCGGGCGCGCGGCGCGGUGGGCGCGGCACUGGGGGCUGCCCGCGGACGUGCUGCCUCCCGGCCUGGCUGAGGAGCUGCCAGAGCUUCACACCCAACAGAGGGUAGAAGAGGCCACAAAAGCAGAUAAUUAUGAAGACAGUAAGAAGAAGGACUGUUACCAGCUUCCUAUUCCACGGGAAAAUAUUCACUUCCUGCAGACAUGGGAAGAGACACUGCAGUGCUGGGAGAAGGUGCUGCAGCCUGGGCAGGUUGUUGGCGUUGACAUGGAGUGGAAGCCUUCCUUUGGCAUGGUGGGGAAGCCCCGUGUUGCCCUCCUCCAGAUGGCAGUGAAGGAUGAGGUGUUCCUGUUGGACCUGCCACGGCUCCUCGAGCAAGCUGAGCUGGAAGGGGAGAAGGAGAAGCUCCCCCAAUUCAUCCAGAUGCUCUAUUCAGAUGCUGCCAUCAUUAAACUAGGCUAUGGGAUGUCUGGAGACCUCAGCAGCCUUGCAGCCACAUGUUCUGCUCUGAAGGACAUGGAGAAGCAACUGCAUUGUGUGGUGGAUCUACUCGCAGUGGACAAACAACUGCAGAAGGGCUGCAGUGAGUGGAGGAAGGACAGCCGGAAGGUUGAUGGACUGUCCCCGGAGCACAGCCACGAGGAGAGAGGGGUCAGGCAGCAGGAGAAGGGACUCAGCCUCCUGGUGCACCAUGUGCUGGGGAAACCUCUGGAUAAAACGGAGCAGCUGUCAAACUGGGAGAAGCGGCCUCUCCGGGAGGAGCAGAUCCUCUAUGCAGCCUCCGACGCCUACUGUUUGCUGGAGAUCUACGAGAGGCUCUGCAGGGACCCAGAGAGCUUUGGGCUGAGCUCAGACCUGAUGGAGAGUCUGGUGGGAAAACGGAGCAUAAAACCCAGGGCAAAGAAGCAGCUGAAUAAACAAGAACCGCUGUCACCUUCUGGACAGCAAUGCCAAGGAUCCCAGAUGGAGACCUCCUGUGCCCCUGCCCCUGUGUCCCCCAAGGAGUUCAGCGUGGUCUGUGACAACAUGCUGCAGGGCCUCGGGCGCUACCUGCGCUGCCUGGGUGUGGAUGUCCGGAUGCUGGACAACAAGGAUGACCACAGGAAAGCUGCUGAGAUUGCCCGGCAGGAAGGAAGAGUCAUUUUAACCUCUGGACUCCCAUAUCAGACUCUGCAGUCCCAGGUGGGAGAAGGAAGGUGUUUCUCUGUGAACUGCUCAGAAAAGGCGAAAGAACAGGCCCUGCAGGUUCUGAAGCACUUCAACGUCCAGGUGUCCCUGAGCGAUAUCUUCAGCCGCUGCCAGGUGUGCAACUGCAACAAGUAUCUGAAGGUGUCCCGGGAGAGGAUGAGGCAGCUGGUGGAGGGCAGCAGGCAGGUGUCGCAGGAGCCCAGUGCAGUCUGCCCAGGGAGCCAGCUGUGCGAUGUCGCCGUGCCAGCCCAUGACACAGCCCAGCCCGGCUGCACCACGCACGGAGAGCAGCCAGAGGAGCUGGAGCAGCGAGGGGCAGAUGCAGUGCUGGGGGGAGGCACAGUCCUGCAGGUCGGUGCCAUCCCCCCCGGGGUGCUGGACAGAGCUGAGCUCACCGACUUCUACUGCUGCUCCUGCUGUGGGAAGGUGUUUUGGGAGGGGUACCAUUUUGGACGUGUCGUCUCCCAGUUUCGGGAUGUUCUUAUGGCCUCGGGGGAUGCACAAAGCAUCUAUGAGCUGAGCUGAGGGGGGAUGGAGGGGCUUGAUGGUGAGACAGGGAACUAUGCAAGAAACCUCAGCGGAUUUUGGGCCAUGGGUUUGCAGUAAGAGGCUGGAAGCAGGGGGGCUCUUGUUUUGGGAUCCACCAUGGAGCACUGUCACAGUUGCACUUAUGGUUUGCAACAGCCAAAAAACACAUGGCCUCCAUGUGAUCAUUAAAGCAGAGGUAGCCAGGGAAUUAACCCUUUGCUUUAUUUUUGCCCCUCUCCAGGCUGGGCAUGGCAAGAGGGUAGCAGAGCUCUCCAAACCAAAAUCACCACCCCAGCAGUGCUGACCCCAUGGCAUCCUCGCACCAGUGCCCCUCUGCCUGGUCACUCAUGGUGGGGACCCAGGAGCUGCGUCCCCAACAGCAGCACAGGGGAGAGCAUCUCCAGUGCCUGGAGUGCUCCCAGCCUGUGGGACAUGUGCCACACCACAACCAGUAUCCUGCUCACCCUGAUCCUGUUCUCCCAGCAUUCCUCAGAGGUGAUCAGUAGGUGCAGGAGUCCUGGGGGGCUGAGCACUUCUGGGGUCAGGGAAAUCUCUGGGUGCACCACGAUACCCACUGGCAUCCACAUCCGCCUGUGCUGGGAUCUGAGAUGCCCCAGCAGGGCCGGGCUGGUCCUGGGGGGUCCCAGUGGUGCCAAAGCUAUAGCCACCUGCCUCCCUGGGGUGGUCCCUCAGGACAUCCACGUGCCUGAGGCUCUGUGUGGAAGCAGCAGGACUGGCAGUGAGGCGUGUGGUCCCACCACCUCCAGCAACCAGUGUCACUGGUGGUACUGGCCAGCACCCAGAGGAGGCUGCACAAGCUGUGGAGAUCCCAGGAGAGGCGAGGAGUCCAGGCAGGCCUGUCCAAAGCUCCAGGCACUUCUGUUGGGUGCCUCCAGAUCCAGGGCCAGGCUCACACCACUUCACCCUGCAACAGAGGACUGUUUGCAAAACUUCCCUUCUAAUCCAGGUUAACUUCCAGGCCCUGCUGUUAUUGCUGAGAGGUCCUGAGGAGCUCUUGGCUGAGGUGUGACAUUUUUGGGCCAGGGAAGCACCUGCACUGCAGGACUCACUUUCCCUCCUCCAGAGCUCCUGGUCACACAGUGCCAGGGGGUCCUUGCCCCCCCAGGGGACAUCUCACGCUCCAGCUCAACGCUUUAAGAAGAAAAAAUAAUUUUUCCACUUUAAAUAUCUCUCUUUCCACAAGACCCUGACUGAGCAUUAAUUAAGUGACCCUGAAAUGUGACUGUACGUACACUGUGCCCAUCCUCACUCCCUAGUGGUCCUAGGUGAGUCCUGACCAUGGACAUGACCCUCUGGUGACACUUUCCAUGGCCACAGUAUGUCAUUUUGUCCCUGUUUCCAUCAGAAGAUGGCAGAUAACCCCUGUGCCCACCCCACUGUCCCCAUCUACCUCACAACCCUGCCACCCGCUGCCCCUUGAUUGCUGCCAUGGAGCUUCAUCCCUGUCAAGUGGAAGCAUAAAAUAACAGCAUCUCCUUCACCAGUGAUGAACAAAGUCGAGGUGGACAUCAGUGUCACUGUGACAGAGGAGUUGUCACCACCUCAGCAUGCACCACUGGCCCUGCACAUGAAAGGUUUGGACCCAUUUUGGGAGGACAGGGAUGCUAAGCCUGGCCCCUUCCCAUUGGGACGCACAGGGGUGAGAGUCAGCUACAAGAUCUGUGUUUCCCAGGAGAUUUGGGGGGGGUUAUUCCCUCUUUCCCUACACUUGGCUGGCAGAACUUGGAGAGAAAGCCUCCUCCAUGGCUGAGAAUCACCAUCAUCAUCAUCACAGCAGCGUCUACCAGGGAGUAGUCAUGUGUCAGCAAGAGUCCCAGCCUCAGCCACUGCUCUGCCCGUGGAGUGAUAGACAUAGGGAUCACACCUCCUGCUGCCAAGGCUUUGGCUGUGUGGGGGUGCUGGGUUUGAGAAAUUUCUUAAAAGGCUCCAUCUGCUCUCCUCUCCUUUUCCUCUCCUCUCCUCCCCUUCCCAUACAGUCACAGACAAGGAAAGCCACGUCUGUUCCCUCUGAUCCCCUGGCCCUGGGGUAGGGUCUGGCCCCAUGGAGCCCCCACAGCCCAGCCUUGCCAUGGCACUGCCCAGGUGCCCCAGGACCAUUCAUUGUCCCAGGCCAGUGGGUGCCCAGCACUGGAGCUCACCAGCCAAAACCAGUCUUUGAGCAAAACCUUCCCUCACCACCACCUUCAUCCCUCCUUUCCUAUCUCUCUUAGUUUAUGCUGGAGAUGGCUGCUGCUCCUAGAGAUGGGCAGAAGAAAAACAGGGAUUUUCCCACUUGACUGGAGGCUCCUGGACCCUGGCACACCUUCCUGAAUGUGCACUGACACCUCCAGCCAUGGGGAUUAUUUCUCCUAACGGGAUUAAAAUGCCUGCUGCUCAUCUUGUCCUCCAUGGCUGUCAUUGUUCCAUCCACUCUUUCCAUUUUUUUGUCUUCUCAGCUGUCUACAUUUUUUGCACAGAAUCUUGAAGCAAUUGUCUUUCACUUCCUGGUUUUCCAGUCCUGUGCUCUCUUGGUGUUAAUGUGUUUUUCUUAAUUCCCUCUUCAUCUAAAAUGGAAAUUUCCCCUUCACUUUUACCCCCAGGUCAUUUUUGUCAUGUUUCUGGUACAACAGCUUUGGGCCAGGCAGUAACAGCAGGGGACAAACUGGCACCAUCGCAUGUACCUGGCCUGGUAUGCUGGCAACUGCUUGUAGGCCUUCUGGUCCUGGAAAACUGGCACAUGGAGGGACCAAAUAUCUGCUCUGUUGGUGAUGUUACAGUUGGCUGGAGACACAGACCCUGGUUUUAUGUGCCUUGGACCAACCUCCACACUUCUGGGCCACAAUUACCUUGUCCUGAACCAUCAGGGUGAGCUCCAGGACUGAAUCCCGUGUGAAAGCAGAGCUUUGGCACUAGGAAACAGCACUCAUGAUAACAGGUUUUCUGCUUCUAUGUCAUGGGCAGAUGUUUACAAAUUGUCCCCAAUUCCUAAUGGCAGCAUGGGGCAGCUGAGGUCCCUCUGGCCUGAGUUGUAUUUGGUGCUGUGACAUGACAGUGACCUUGCUUGGACAUGGACACACUUGGAUGGAGCUGCUCCCAGUACGCCAGCUGUAAUCUCAGCAGUAUAGGCCAUGGCAUAUGUUCUCAUCCAUCUGUGCCACCGACCCUGAAGCUCUCCAUCUCUGCAUUUCUCCAUCUCUCUGUCCCUCCCCAUCCCAGCUCAGGGGCCUGAAGGCUGCCUGAGGCUGCCACUACAGUGUUCUCCUUUAAGCCCUUCCCAGAUUCCUCAAAUGUCCGGCCUGGGUGGCAGGAGUACGUGGGAUCCCUGCUGAGGAAUCCUCAGCACCCACCUGAGGCAGCCACUGCCCAAUGAUUGCAGAUGCUGUAUCUGGCCCCUCAAGGACAUCCUGCCACUCUCAGCCUUGGGCUGGUGCUCUGGCUCUGGGAGUUUUGCUGUUGUCCCUGUGUGUCCAGGUGAUCUGUUCAAUGCCUGGAAGCAGGAUGUUCUUAGGUUCAGGUUCAGAACCCUGAUGCUCUGCCAAACAUUGGCUCCUCCAGUGCAUAGGCCACCUUCCUCCUGGAUGCCACUGGAGUUGCCAUGUCCCUAUGGACCACCAAACCCCCAGCUCCCUGGAGCAUGUGGGGACCUUGAAGAGUGUCCUGUGAGCAGGGGGUGAACGAGGCUCAUGCUUUGCCAGCAGCCCCUCUAUGCCAGCCACUGGUGAGAGGGACCAGUGGGGUCACUGCAGACGGUGAGCGAGGGACUGCCCACACCAGAGGCUGAGCUGCCGAGCCCCCUGGGCUCCAUGCAGACUCAGCCAUGUGUCAGCAUCCUGCUUCUUCAGGAGUUGUUCUGGGAUGGCAGAAACUGAGGAUAAGGCAAAGUAGGAAUGAUCAGAGCCUCCCGUUGCUGGCCCGUGUGGUGAGUGGUGCUUUGUCAUGCUGUGAAAUGUUCAUCCAGAGUGGGACGAACCUCUCCAGAAUGGGAUGAACCUGUCCAGACCCCAUGUGGAGGAAGCUGCUGAGUCACAUGGACAUCUGACCACCCAUGGGCACUUCUGGCCUUUGCUUGCUGGGUUUUCCAGAGCUGUGGUUUCAUAUCUGUCUGCCACCCCUUUCACUGCAGAGGGGAACUGGUGGGAAACAGGGACACAUGGCCCUGUCCCUCACCUGGGGACAGCUGCCUAGAAGAAUCCUUUCCCUUCUGAACCCUGGGGACAGUAGGGUCAUGUCCUUGACACCUCCCGGACUUUAUCUGCCUGCCAGCUCCAUCGAUUUUGGGGAGAGCUUUUGUGUUUACAGCCAGGGCUGUGCUAGGGCAAGGUCACCACUGUGGGACUUUUUUUAGGAGACCAACCCAGGGCAGACACCAGCAGGUCAUGUGUACCUGUGGACGUGGCAUGAAACAGCUCCCAGAGGAUCCCAUCCAGCUCCUGGGGGCAGGGGUGGCAGCUGUGACUCAGCACAGCACCUCUCCCUUCCUGCUGCCCACAGGAGGUGAUGCCGUGGUGGGAUCUGUGCAGCAAGGUCACCUCCAGUCAUAGACACAGUCAACAGCAAAUUCCACAUCCGAUCAGCCUUGAGGAGCAUCCAGGAAGUAAUAAAUUGUCCAGUUUUGAAUGGUGGAUACAGAUCAAAGGGAAUUAAAGGAGCCUUUUAAUCACCC
This is a messenger RNA of Chiroxiphia lanceolata (lance-tailed manakin), 7521 nucleotides long. RefSeq names its product exonuclease 3'-5' domain containing 3 (gene EXD3). Lineage: Eukaryota; Metazoa; Chordata; Aves; Passeriformes; Pipridae. Gene Ontology annotation, biological process: nucleobase-containing compound metabolic process. Gene Ontology annotation, molecular function: nucleic acid binding; 3'-5' exonuclease activity. The record is from RefSeq and is a predicted model, not a curated record.